AUGAUAAGUAUGGACUGCGCCCCACAAAUAGCCGAGGCAAUUGAGCGAGGUAUUCCAAACUGUAAUAUUCUUUGGUGUGGCGUGCAUGUCCUUCGCGCCAUAUUAAGAAAAGCGGAUAAGUUUAAAUCACGAGACAAUUUUGAAGAAUUUUAUAAUCUAAUGAAAUUAUUAGUAUUCGAUACUAAAGAAGAAUCUCCCGAGGAAGAACAGAACCAAGAAGAAGAAAAUCCUAGAGAGGAACCGGCUCGAUCUCACUUACUUCAAGCAGAAGAAAUUGAAGAAGAGGAACAAUAUGAAGAAGAAUUCAUCGAAAAUGAAUUUCAACCUUCUCAAAUCUUUUUACCACGAGAAUCUUCUGAUGAUCCAAACGAUUCUGA
Molecule: messenger RNA, 377 nt
Organism: Trichomonas vaginalis G3
Lineage: Eukaryota; Parabasalia; Trichomonadida; Trichomonadidae
Product: MULE transposase domain-containing protein
Exons: 1
Source: RefSeq, a predicted model, not a curated record